Molecule: messenger RNA, 2235 nt
Organism: Adineta steineri
Lineage: Eukaryota; Metazoa; Rotifera; Eurotatoria; Adinetida; Adinetidae
Source: the annotation of a GenBank genome assembly
AUGUUGAGUAAAACAAGAAUAGACCAUACAAGAAAAAGAGAAGGCAAUGCUGCAGCCGUUGGCGUAAUGUCCGAUGGAAACAAAUUCGACGUAACUGCAUACGCACAGCAACGUCAGCAAAAUCAAUUACCAUUAGAAGAAAUGGGCAAUGUAUUGCUCGAUGCGAUGCAGGGCACACUUAUUUGUCUUGAUAGUCAUCAUAUUAUUAUUGAUGUAUCAAAAACAAUUAAACGUUAUUUUGGUUUUGAACAAGCUGAAAUUAUUGGUCUUUCAAUAUUGUUACUUAUUGAAGAUAGUGAACGAGAUUUAUUUUUAAAAUUUCUUUCUUGUACAUCACAAGUGUUUGAUGUUUGUUGUGUUCGAAUGGUAAUGGCUAUUUCAAAUGAAUAUCGACAAGUAAAAGUUCAUCGAAAGAAAAAACUUAAUCAAGAUAACGUUGAUGUUCAUUCGACUACAACUCGAUAUGGUAGCUCUGUUGGAACAAUACUUGUUUUAACAUUAGAUGAUUCAUCUUAUAUUGAUAUAACACUUUUUGAUGUACAUAAACAAGAAUUUUAUACAAAAAUUAAUUUAAUAGGUGAAAUUAUAUUCGAAGAUCAUAGAGGUGCUUUAAUAACCGGUUAUUUACCACAUGAACUAAUAUCUCAAUCAAUAUUUAAUUUUGUAUACCAUGAAGAUCGUUUAGUAAAAUUACAUGCACUUUGGAAAUGUGUAACGAAUGGUACAAGUAAAUUAGAAUGGCGUUUAAAUGCUCGUGAUGGUUCUUUAGUUUUUCUUCAAACUGAAUAUAAAUUAAUUGCAAAUCAUCGAAAACAAGAUACAAUAGUUGCUCGUAAUGAAGUUCUUAGUCCAAUGCAACGAUCACAAUUCGAAGAAUUACAAACAGCUUGGAGGCAUCAAUGUGCAGCAGAUAUUAAAGGAAAUAGUUCAUCAUUUCGAUUAAUUUCAUCAGCCGAUACAGAUAUAUUAUCAAUUCCCACCGGUGAAUGUCGUAUAUGUGUUCCAUCAUUAAAUAUGUGUUUUUCAACGAAUAAAUUACAAUCAUUAAAUAUUAUGGGAAAUAUAUUUGAAGUACCAAAAUCAACACAUCCACUAACUAUUGAAGAUUAUAUAUCUAUAUUAAUUGAUAAUGAUAAAUAUCUUGAUAGUGAACUAGUACAUUUGAUUAAUAAUCUACCUGCACGUUCUAAACGUUGGAGCAAUAAUAAUAAUAAUAAUAAUCAAUCAAUGAAUAAUACAGAUAUUUCAGAUGGAUCGAUGGAUGAAAGAUUACAAACGAAUUUAAAUGAAUCAACUUUACAUAGAAAACAAGAUUCUGAUUCGAUUGUACGUGGUAUACUUAGUAAUCCAGCGAAAUAUAAUCAUGAAAAACAAUCCGGUGAUUCAUCAGCGACAUUAGCUGGGCUUCUAAAUAAUAAUAAUGUACAACAGGAUAUUACAAGAAUGCCGACAUUUCAACAACAACAACAGGUUCAAAUGAAUCGAUCAAAGACGAAUCAAGUUCCGUUAAAUUCGGAAGCAAUUCAACAACAACAUUAUGAUUUUAUUAAAAAAUAUAAAUCAGCUAAAACCAAAUUAGAAUCUCAAUUAGAAGCAGCUCGAGCACAAGAAUUAGCUAGUGGUGGACAACCAAGUGAUAUCAUAAAACGAAAUACUAUACUUAAUAAAUUAUCACAAUUAGAAGCUAUUAAAAAUAAACAUUUAACACGUACUAUUGAACUUAAACGUCAAACACAACAAUCAACAUCAGCAACGGCAAUAGCUGUUAAUAAUAUUGAACAAAAAGAUUUACUUAAUAGUCUAUUUAGUUCAUCAUCACCAAAAUCAAUUGGAUUAAUGUCAAUGGAUAGUAAUAAUUCAACAGCAAUAUCAUCACCCAUUUCUUCUCUAUAUAAUAAUUCAUCACAAUCAUCAUCACCAACAACACCAUCAUUGUAUACAUCAAGUUAUCAACAUCAACGAAAUUCUUCUCCUGGAUAUCGACCAUAUGAAUCAGGACAAUCAUCAACAUCAUUUCAUGAUUCACAUACAAGAGUUAAAACUCCUGUAUUUGAUGAAUUUUUAACAUCUCCACCAUCAUCAGUAUCAUAUGUACCGGUUAAUAAUCAUUCAUUAUCUGUUCAUUCAUAUAUGAAUGUAUCAUUUCAAGAAGCAACAAAUAAUUCAUCAACAAUAACACCAUCUUCUUUCAAUUAUCAUCAUCAACAUCAUCAUAAUACUACGUAUCCUUAUUAA